AUGCUGCCCAAUCACAAAGCCAGCUUCUAUAAUGAGACAGAGAACUACAUAAAAUGUCCUUUUUCAAGCAACCUGCUACAAGAAGAUAGCUCUCCAGAGCCAGAGCAGCUUCCUCGGGAGGACUGGACCUCUCUUCCCAGCCUCCCUCGAUUCUCGGGGCCGACCGUUCCAAACGUGGGACGCCAGUUUUUCAUCUAUUCUCCCUCUAGCAUCUUGAAGCUGGGUAGUUUAGAUGGUGAAGGUGACAUGACCGCGCUCGCCCAUUCUAUACUAGGCCCCUAUGUCCCACACGUCGGCCUUAUUCUCACUCGCCAACCAGGCACGCCGCUAUUCGAGCUCUGGCCCUCCCUCACCCCUCUGCAGCGCCAGACUGUUAAGGUAGAGCUCUGCCGUCUCCUUAUACACAUGCGUGCGCAUCACUUCUCCUACUACGGCCGGCCUAUAACAGCAGCCGUACCUCCUCUUCUCUGA
This is a messenger RNA of Penicillium taxi, 471 nucleotides long. RefSeq lists its product as uncharacterized. The transcript is spliced from 2 exons. The coding region runs from base 1 to 471 and encodes 156 amino acids. Lineage: Eukaryota; Fungi; Ascomycota; Eurotiomycetes; Eurotiales; Aspergillaceae. The record is from RefSeq and is a predicted model, not a curated record.